Molecule: messenger RNA, 5040 nt
Organism: Brienomyrus brachyistius
Lineage: Eukaryota; Metazoa; Chordata; Actinopteri; Osteoglossiformes; Mormyridae
Product: MLX interacting protein
Exons: 17
Coding region: 226-2862 (878 amino acids)
Biological process (GO): regulation of transcription by RNA polymerase II
Cellular component (GO): nucleus
Molecular function (GO): DNA-binding transcription factor activity, RNA polymerase II-specific; RNA polymerase II cis-regulatory region sequence-specific DNA binding; protein dimerization activity
Source: RefSeq, a predicted model, not a curated record
UCAUCGGCGGCAUGUCCUUACUUUUGAGAUCCUUCAGCAGUGCUGCGGUCUGCUUGUUAGCUAGCUGUGAAGAAAAUAAGAGGGAAGCGCAGCAGGGGAAAUGGCUGGAGUAAGCAGUACUUCUGCCACUUCUUUAAAACGACACCUGUAAUUUAUAGCCGCGGGUAGGGGGCUUCAUGUGGUUUUUAUAUACAUGAAAACGACGUGGAAAGUAACGGCUACAGAAUGGCAACUCGGGACGUACGACAAAGCCGUCGCGUGAUCAGUAAGCGCGAGCUGCAGCAGCGCGAGCGGCGGCAGCACGAGCCGCAGGAUGACGACUCGGACUCGGAAGAGCCCAACCUAGGGCUGAAGAGGUCAGACGGCCCCGAGGCGCAGAUCAUCCACAGCGGCCACUUCAUGGUGUCGUCGCCGCACAUCGAGCACCCGCCCAAGAAGGGCUACGACUUCGACACGGUCAACAAGCAGACCUGUCAAACGUACCACUUCGGCAAGACCAGCACGUCGCACUUUUCUAUCGACGCCUCUCUCACCAAGCUAUUCGAGUGCAUGACCCUGGCUUACAGUGGAAAGUUAGUGUCUCCAAAGUGGAAGAACUUCAAGGGCCUGAAGUUACAGUGGAGAGACAAGAUUCGCCUGAACAACGCCAUCUGGAGGGCUUGGUACAUGCAGUAUGUAGAGAGGAGGGAGAAUCCAGUGUGCCAUUUUGUGACUCCUCUGGAUGGAACCAUGACUUCUGAGGCUUACCGUCCAGCUGAGUCUGUAUCCACAGAGGGAAAGUACUGGAAGAGAAGAAUUGAGAUUGUCAUCCGAGAGUAUCACAAGUGGAGGACAUACUUCAAGAAAAGGUUGCAGAAACAUAAGGAUGAUGAUCUUUCAAGUCUGCUGAAGGGAGCAGAAGAGCCGUACUCUCUGUUCGGGGGCAUCUUUCCAGACACACUGCGUGUCUCCCUUUGCCAGGAUGAGGAAGUGGGAGCUCGCCACUCUGGUCGUAAGAGCCGCGACACGCCGGAGCCCAUGGAGAUGGACCUGCUUAUUGACAUGGAUGUACUUAUGUCGGAGUUUUCCGACACGCUCUUCUCCACACUGGCUUCCCAUCAGUCCCUUGGCUUGCCAAACUCCAGGGACAUCGCACAUGCCGCUAAUGCAGACAUGAUCCAACCAGGCCUCAAUCCCCUGCAGCCCAAUGUGGAUUUCAUGGACUCCUUUGAGCAUUAUCCAGACUUGUUUCAGCGCCCCUUCAAUGCCCCCAUCGCCACGCCGGUGCCCCCAAUGUCAGCUAGCAGCUCGCACACUCAGACCAACAUGACAUCUGAACAGGCUUCCUUGCUGCCGUCCAUCGAACUUGCAACAGGGCUUCCCUCAGUCAGUUUGGACCCUCGGGCCAUCUCUCCAGACCAUGUCUCAAUUGUCCCAACUAGGCCCAGUCACAGCCGUGCAAGUGAUACUGUCUCCACCUAUGCCCCGAACUAUGUACCCCUAUUGACCGGACCCACUGCUGUGGGUUCUGGUUCAAUGGCUGCUGCUACCCCUGUGGUCCAGCCCCUGCUGCAGGCCACUCCCUCAGUCCCAACUCCACUAGCCCCCCCCAUUUUGGGUCAAGGCUCUGUGGUGCCACCCCUAGCGACCUUGAACACCCAGCAGUCUCCUUCGGUCAUCACACACACGGCCUCCUCUAAAGUUACACCCAGCGAUGCUGCCACCACCUUCAGCCAGGGCUCUGGGUUUCCCUCGCCUGUGGUGUCCUGUAGACCCACGGCCACACUCCCCUCACCUGCCCUGCAGCCUCCUCAGACAUUUGCCAUGCCCAGGCCCAUCCAGCCUGCUUUGCCGGUCAAGAAGCCAAGGCCAGUCAAGCCGAUCGUUUCAGCCACUACCAUCUCUUCACCCCAUCUCAUCUUAGCCCCAUUCCCCGGGCAAGCCAGCACCCUCAUCGUCACACAGCCCUUAAAAGCCGAGGUGGUCCCCACGACUGGCCAAGUUGCCAUUUCCUCAUCUGCUGUCGGACGGGCUGGUUUUCACAUCCUGUCUCAGACGCAAAAUCCCCCUCAGCUCAUCGUUCCCAAGGAGGAAACGGGCCCCUCCUCAUCAAACUGUAAAACUCAGACACCCCCAAGUAACGCAGUAAGAGACAGGCGCUGCUCGGGGCAGGGAUCCCCAUGUGGGUCAGAGCAGGCUCCCAGCCCCCAGUCGCCCCACAACACUUGUAACAGUCUGGCCAAGAAUGAGUCUAACCAGAACCGUCGAGUGAAUCACAUAUCUGCUGAGCAAAAAAGGCGCUUUAAUAUCAACGUAGGCUUCAAGACCCUCUGCGGUUUGGUUCCCACGUUGAAAUCUCAGUCGAAUUUGAAGCCGCAGAUCAGCAAUGCAGCAACAUUACAGAAGACAGUGGAGUACAUCGGCAAGCUCCAGCAGGAGAGGCUGCAGAUACAGGAAGAAACCAGACGUCUCCGGGAGGAGAUUGAAGAGCUUAACAGCUCCAUCAACUCAUGUCAGGAGCAGCUUCCUGCCACGGGUGUGCUCAUAACUCGGCAUCGCUUCGACCACAUGCGGGAAAAGUUCGAUGAGUAUGUCAGAAGCAGAACCCUCCAGAACUGGAAAUUCUGGAUUUUUAGCAUCAUCCUCAAGCCGCUUUUCGAGUCCUUCAACAGGACCGUGUCCACCACCAGCAUGGACGAACUCUACCAAACCACCAUGCAGUGGCUGGAGCAGCAUUGCUCCCUGCCUGUCCUGAGACCCAUGGUCCUGCACACUCUUCGGCAGCUGAGUGUCAGCACUUCAAUCCUCACUGACCCCAGUUUGCUCCCAGAGGAGGCCCUGCAAGCUGUGACCGACACCCGAACGCUUUUGGGCCAGCCCUAGGAUAGAAGUUGGGGGGCAAGCUGUGGUUUCAACAAGACCCAAUUCGAACGUUCCUCAGGGCCUCCUAUGGUCUGGUCUCAGUUUUCUCAUUUUCUAUCCCCAGAUGCCUCUUGGAGAAGAGGAGGUGGGGUCUCAGUCAAUGUGUCCAUUAGAUGAAGUCUGCAGUGGUGCCAAAGGCCCACACUUUGGCUCAUGGUGAUCUUUGUGUGUGUGAUUUCCCUUCUCUGAGUAACUACCUAUGAAAACACACAAACCAAGGAGAUAGUUGUCCAAAAGGGAAUGUAGAGCACUACAAUUUGAGACAGAUGCACGCAUGCACGCACGCACGCACACAACAAUAUUGCUAAUGCUGUUGAGUUUUGACACUCAGAGGCAGGUUAAGAGAUGCCUUGUCUCCACUUUUUCCUAAAGUGACUUCAGUUUGCAUGCAGCUUUUUCUGAAAUUCAAAACGUGGCAUGGCAUCUGCUCCUUCUGGCUUCUGUUCCGAGGCUGAUCCUACCACUUGAUUCGAGGUUCUUUACAACUUUCUAGUACCGAAAUGUCAAUGUCAUGUCCCCCCCCUACACACAAACACCAUGGUUUCCGAAUGCUUCAGAAAGAGUGCUGGUGUCCGAUAUAAUUUUGGGAGAGUCCACAUCUUUUAACUGUAGACCACAGCUCAGGUGUGGUCGCAGUGUUGCAUAGCUGACAGCCCCCUUCAUGUACAUUUUGCUGGUAUAUGCUGUUUCAAUACUGAAGUGCAAGGAAAAUUAAAAAGCUUUUUUAUACUUAUGCUCUCAGGGAUAUGGAAAAGAGCGUAAUGGGAUUAUUUAACCAAAUCAGGGGCUUUCAUUGACAUUUCUGCAUGAACAACAAUUUUGUGCAAUUGAGUCAGCCAUAUUUCGCUUUCAAAUCUUAUGCUAUGUUGUGUUCAGGUCAGUUACAUUUUUGUUUUUCAGAUGUCUCUCCUGUCUUUUUGUAUCAUUACAUUUUCAUCAAGGCUACUCGACACCCAGCAAUAGAGCAUUAAGACCAUGCAUUGUUCCUUUGCAGGAACUGCUUUGGUCAUGUUAAACAUGCAUGUGUAUCAAAAACAACCUGAAUAAUCAAAACACUGAUACAUAAACUAUCAGCUAAAUUAAGUAUUUUUUUUCUGUGCUGAUAUUUGAAUCUGUCAAAUGCGGAGAUCAAACACAUCUAUAUAUUUAAUUUAAGGAGAUGCAAAGUAUAAUAUCUAUUUAGUAAUCAGUUAUGCUUAGGGGUGUAAAAAUGCAUCCGUGAAUCGAUUUUAUUAAGGUAGCGAUUCAAUGCAUCGGUGUCAGAAUCAAGAUUUUGGCGUAAAAUACAGACAUUCAUUCUACUGGGUUGCAUGCUUUUGCAAUCAUGUGCUGGAGGUAGACGCGCAAAAUUAUAAUUCCGACAUGCGAAAUUCUCCUUUGUUUUUUUUGCCCCCCCCCCCCCCACAGUUCAGUUCACUGCGAAAAAAUGUUUUUUUCUGUUUAUGAAAAAUGCUAAACAUUAAUGUUCCUAGAUUCUACCUUUGGAUUUCAUUAAUAGUGUAUAAUUCAUUUCAGUUAAUAUUUGUGAAAUUUUGAGUGAAGUUAAACAUUUGAAUCGUUUUAAACGUUACAGACUUCUGAUGCGUUGAAUCGUUCCCUCGAUAAUUGCCUUGUCAAUGAUUUACACCCCAAAUCAUGUUUAUGCUCAUAUUGUGUCUGCCAUGUUUUUUAUUUGCAUAUUUAUUGAAUUGAAAAUGAUAAUUUGUGUGAUGCCUUAAUUCACUGACUACACUUUGUAGUUCAGUCUGCUUUCUACUCUCGAAGUCAAGUGUUUGUGCUUUUAGGAGUGACAAUAGUUCUGGUAGAUGUAUACAGCACAUUUGGGCUAUGCAAAUGGGGGGAAAAGUUUGGUUACCUUUUUUUGCAUUCACUAUUUGGAAAGUAAAGUACUUAGUCAUUUAUUAUAUUCAUAUUUCAGACCCCCUGCCCCUUCCUGUUUCCUUGGGUUAAGUCUUCCAGUGAACGCAAUGUGUUCUUUACAUUGUCUUCUGUACAUUUGAUUGGCUUGUUUUUUAAGAAUGGUUUUGAGGGUUAGUACUUUGAAACAUUCUUGUUUACUGCUGUCUGGUUUUAUAUGAAAAGCUGUAUAUAUUGUAUCUUUUUGUUUUUCUCAAAGUAAAAAAAAAACACUUUUCUACA